Molecule: messenger RNA, 7326 nt
Organism: Brienomyrus brachyistius
Lineage: Eukaryota; Metazoa; Chordata; Actinopteri; Osteoglossiformes; Mormyridae
Gene: specc1la
Product: sperm antigen with calponin homology and coiled-coil domains 1-like a
Exons: 18
Coding region: 979-4398 (1139 amino acids)
Biological process (GO): actin cytoskeleton organization
Cellular component (GO): microtubule organizing center; filamentous actin
Molecular function (GO): protein binding
Source: RefSeq, a predicted model, not a curated record
CUGGUGUGCCGUGGAGAGACGUAUGUUGUUGAUGAACUUAUGAUUUGUGUAGAGAAGCCUAUUGGGGGGAGGGGGGUGCUGCAGCAGGUGGUCAAUAUUGCCCCAUCCCUAAUCAUGCUCCCUGACCCAUUUUAGUGGGAGGGUCAGGAGGGACACUCGGAUGCCAUGCUGGAAGCCUAGGAGAACAUUGACACACGUCAUUAAGUCAGUGUCACACACUGCUUCCCAUUCCACGUUCCUUCUUGGGGGUAACGCAUGGUGGAAUCCGCGUGGGUGUUUUUUUUUUCUUUCUGAUCUUUGUUUAACCCCGCUGUCUCAACCUGUAAUGUUUAAGCCACUGUUUCACAUGCAUUUCCGUUUUUGGAGGUGGGAGUGAAAGACCAAAGAAAGGCUGUGUACAGCCACAGAAAAUUUCAAAGCUCUGAAGCGUACUGAUGUCAGAAAUGGGGAGGAAAAGGGGGGGACACAUGUCUGUACUUAGAGGGUGCUGGUAAAUGCAUUUUAUCAACCUGCUCAUGUAAGCGCUAAUCGGCCAAGCUUUCCAACAGCUGCUUUUUAGACAAUAGCAAGACAGUAUUUCUUGUGAGUACGCGUAGUUCCUUAACGGUUGUGGUCUGAAGAAUUCCUGAGCUCACAGGCCCCUGUGGAAUGUUGAAGAAUUCAGUGGAAUGGCUGUUUGACUGAAAGUCUGGGAGGCGGAGGCUCAAUCAUUGAGAUGGGAAAAUUGACAGAAUUGGCUGACAGACGUGCUGCACCCCUUCUUGACGGAGAUGAAGAAACUUAAAUCCAUGGCAGUAACCACUUAAAAAACGCAAUAGCUUUUGGCUCCCGGGAAGGCUUGGGUCACAUAACCGUUCUCCUCCGAAACGGCGUGGAGGUCGUUUCUGAAGCGGCAUCUGUCUCCAGACGAUUGAAAAACAAAUGGCUCGAUCGCUGUCAAAAUCCAGCCGUCAAUGAGUGUGGUGCCGAGAGCCCAGCAUGAAGAAAGCAAGCAGGCCAGCCUCCACUAAAGCCCAGAGUGGAGAGCGGGGCAAGGCUGAAGGCGGCUCGGCAGGCACAACAGGAAAGACUGCCGCCAAGACGUCUGGCGUAGCGCCGUUAUCCAAGACUAAAAGCAAUGAUGACCUCCUAGCUACAAUGACAGGGGCAGCUCCAGUCAGCAACAGCACCGUCACCAAGGGCAAGAAGGGCAGCUCUGUCCAUCCGUCCUCCACAGCAACUAGCUCUGGGAAUCCAGAGGGCAAGCCGAAGACAAACUCUGGCUCUUCCACCAAACGUGGCACCUCUGUGACCUCCAAGGACCCCAGCUCAUCCCGGGACCGACUGCGGAACUCAAGGACCUCUGGCAGUCGAAAGCUUUCAACGACGACAGCAACUGCAGCAGGGCCCGCCGACGCAGUACAGGCUAAGCGUUCCCGCAGCCGGACCCUGGCAGAAACCGAGUCCCGCAUGAGCAAGUCCAAGUCAGACAGCCAGAUUGGGGAAAAAGCAGCGCUGGAGGCCAGGUUAAAGGACCUGCUGGGUCUGGCCAAGAGCAAGGACGUGGAAAUCCUGCAGUUGCGCAGUGAGCUCCGGGGCAUGCGAGCGCAGCUGGGCCUGGGGGACGAGCCUGCGGAUGAACGGGCUGACGACGAGGACAGGCCACAGGGCAGGGAAGCACCUGCUAUCACAGCUGCUGCUGUGGAGUCCACCCUCCUUUUGCUCCAGGACCAAAAUCACAGUAUCCGUGACGAACUGAACCUGCUGAAGAAUGAGAACCGAAUGCUGAAAGACCGGCUUAACGCUCUGGGCUUCUCCCUGGAGCAACGACUGGACGGGCCGGACAAACUCUUUGGCUACCAGUCUGCAAGUCCUGAGCCGGUGAUGGACGGUGGCCACAGUGACCGCGGCGGCGCCCUAGCCUCAUCCGUGGAGGGCUCGGCCCCUGGCUCCAUGGAGGACCUACUGGUGGAGCACCAGCGCAGCAGCUCCGUGGACAACCUAGACAGUGAAUCCAGUGAGGUAUACCAGCCUGUCACCUCCAGCGACGACGCCCUGGACGCUCCCUCUGGUGCCUCUUCCUCCUCCUCCGAGUCAGAGGGCGCACCAAGCCGUGAGCGAUCACGGAAGGGCAGCAGCGGCAACACGAGCGAGGUGUCGGUGGCCUGCUUGACGGAGCGCAUCCACCAGAUGGAGGAAAACCAGCACAGCACAGCCGAGGAGCUCCAGGCAACCCUCCAGGAGCUGGCCGACCUGCAGCAGAUCACGCAGGAGCUUAACGGCGAGAACGAGCGGCUGGGUGAGGAGAAGGUCAUCCUCAUGGACUCUCUUUGCCAGCAGAGUGACAAGCUCGAGCAUCGGGGCCGACAAAUCGAAUACCUGCGUUCGCUGCUUGAAGAGCAUCAUGUGGCCUACUCCUUGGAUGAGGAUGUCAAGAGCGGCCGUUAUAUGGAGCUGGAGCAACGCUACGUGGAGCUGGCGGAGAGCGCCCGCUUUGAGCGUGAGCAGCUGCUGGGCGUGCAGCAGCACCUCAGCAACGCGUUGAAGAUGGCCGAGCAGGACAACAAGGAAGCCCAGGAGAUCAUCGGCGCACUUAAAGAACGUAACCACCACAUGGAGCGCGCCGUCGAGUCCGAACGGCAGGAGCGGGCAGCUGCCGUGGCUGCGCUUGAGGAGUGCAAGGCCACGGCGGCCGGCGACCAAGCCGAGCUUAACCGUUGCCGGGUACAGUUGGAGCAGGAGCGCCAGAAGGUGGCUGAGCUCUACUCCAUUCACAACUCUGGUGAUAAGAGCGACAUCCGGGAAUUGCUGGAGAGCGUGCGCCUCGACAAGGAACAGGCUGAAGGCGAGGCCGCCAGGCUCCGGGAGGAACUGGGCCACACCCGCAACGAGGUCGCCCGACUCCAGGACACCCUCGGCAAGUUGGAUGAAGAAUACCGGGAUUUCAGGGAUGAGCUUCAAAAACAGUUGGCAGAACAGAAACGAGCCCUGGAGAAGCAGCGCGAAGACCUGGAGGAGAAGGACACGGAGAUUGGGGACAUGAAGGAGACCAUCUUUGAGCUGGAGGACGAGGUGGAGCAGCACCGGGCGGUCAAGCUGCACGACAACCUCAUCAUCUCUGACCUGGAAAAUUCUGUGAAGAAGCUGCAAGACCAGAAACAUGACAUGGAGAGAGAGAUAAAGAUUCUGCAUCGGAGGCUGCGGGAGGAGUCUGCGGAAUGGCGUCAGUUCCAGGCCGACCUGCAGACCGCUGUGGUCAUCGCCAACGACAUCAAGUCGGAGGCCCAGGAGGAGAUCGGCGACCUGCGUCGUCGUCUGCAGGAGGCCCAGGAGAAGAACGAGAAGCUGAGCAAGGAGCUAGAGGAGCUGAAGAACCGCAAGCAGGACGAGGAGAGGGGCCGUGUGUAUAACUACAUGAAUGCAGUGGAGAGGGACCUGGCGGCCCUGCGUCAGGGCAUGGGCCUGAGCCGGCGCUCCUCCACCUCCUCUGAGCCGUCACCCACCGUCAAGACCCUCAUCAAGUCGUUCGACAGCGCCUCGCAAGGUCCAGUCCCCAGCACAGUGCCUCCUACUACUACAGCCGCUGCUGCCACCACACUUCCCCGGACUCCCCUGAGCCCGAGUCUCCUAAAAACUCCCCCUGCGGCCGCAGUCUCACCUAUACAGAGACACACCAUGAGCGGGUCCAUCUCCACUCCGAAGCCCCUCCCCACCCUUGGCGACAAGAGGCCUGCCUAUGCGGAGAUCAGCGUGCCAGUAGAACACCUCCUCCGUGGCCCCCCAGGCAGUCGUCCUGGGUCUGCCCUGCAGAGGGUCUCCAAUAUGGACUCCACCAAGGCCAUUUCAGGAGGACCCAGGAACAUUGUGUCACUUCCUCUGCCUUCCAUAGUGUCCCGUCGGAGUAGCGAGGAGGUGAAGAGGGACAUCUCGGCCCCAGAGUCGGGGGCUGCCGCUUCACUGAUGGUCAUGGGCGGGACCCCCAGCCAGCUGUCCUUGGCCUCGUCCUCACCCACCGCUUCCGUGACCCCCACUACACGCAGCCGACUCCGGGAGGAACGCAAGGACCCUCUGUCGGCGCUGGCACGGGAAUAUGGCGGCUCGAAGAGGAAUGCCCUACUCAAGUGGUGCCAGAAGAAGACUGAAGGGUAUCAGAACAUUGACAUCACUAACUUCAGCAGCAGCUGGAAUGACGGUCUGGCUUUCUGUGCUAUCCUCCACACCUACCUGCCAGCCCAUAUCCCGUACCAGGAGCUUAACAGCCAAGAUAAGAGGCGAAAUUUCAUGCUGGCUUUUCAGGCAGCGGAAAGCGUGGGGAUCAAGUCCACAUUGGACAUCAACGAGAUGGUGCGCACGGAGCGGCCGGACUGGCAGAGCGUGAUGACCUAUGUCACGGCCAUAUAUAAGUACUUUGAGACCUGAUGCAGCGUGGGACUUGCGGUCCGCGUGUGAAAGAUGCCGCUGCUGCACACCGUUGCCUCGGAUACCACACCUGUCGUCUCUCCCUCCUGCCGACUGUCUGAAGACUCUCUUCUGAACAUUAGCAAGUGCUCUUCCCCCGGCCCACCCACCCCCCCCCCCCCCCUUUGUUAGCACACCUCAGAUAAUCAGCGCAUGCUAGAAAGUGAGAUGGUGGACGGUCAUCUUCUUCGGAUUUAACCCCUUUAUGGCGAUUUCCAGUGUCAGUGUCCGCUACAGAGUCAGUUGCCAUGACCGCUAAUCCCAUCACUACCGGUUCCACACAGCCGAGCUGCUUUUCAUUGCUGUCUUGUUUUGGGGGGCCUUGAAUUAAUCAGGGUUUUCCUUUUUUCUUUUCUUCCUGUAUGUCAUUUAAUUCCCAAAUGAGACGUUUUCCUUCCCAGCUCUGUAUCUCCUGACCCCCCCUUCAGUCUGCCGAGGGGAAACGAGGGGCCCCAGCCUUUGCCAUUGUAGGUUCCUGCUUCUGAGAGCGAACCUGACCUUUGUGCCUUUGCUCGCACCCACUGCUUGCUUAUUUAAACUCUCCGUAGACUAACAGCAAGUGUACAGUUGUGGGUUCAGUAUAAUUUUCAUGGAAAUCGUGUGCAGUUUUAAAUCUGAGAAUAUUGGUUUGGGGUGUUCUGGUUGUUUUGAGUUUGUUUGUCUUUCAGCAAUAGGGUCCAAGUUUGGCCAAUGCAGUGCCUGACUGGGCAGAGCCUUGUGGGAUAAUCUCCUCCGAAGAGGAGGCACAGUUUGCUGAGAGAACCUGCGUUUUACACUCAUGUUCUAUUUAAGUCGUUACACUUUUUGUUUUGCUGGUCUCGGAAAGUUAUUAAAAUGUAUAAUUUUAUGAUUGCAACAGUGGUUUUGGAUAAUUUAAGAUUUAGUCAGAGAUCAGAGAGACUGAACCAAAUGUUUCAGGGGCUGGAGGAAGCCAGUCGAUCAUAAGCUUUAUGGGGACCCUGACUCAGGCGGAGGGAGCUGCGUUACUGGUUUUUCGUAUCGUUCGUCUUGUUUUGUCGCUUGGUAGUGUUCUGUCACGAAACCCUGGUGUGAAGUAUCCUCUGAAGUCAUGGAAAGAGCGAGCGUUUAAUAAGCUAAGUGUCUGCUUUAUGGGCAAUACAACAUUCAAACAAUGAGUGUGUGAUGGUUGGCCAGUGAGCUUGGCGUUACCAUUGGAAUUGGUAAUUACAGUUAUCGGUAAUGUGGUAAAUUACUCAUGGAGUCUAGUCCAUGAGGAUAAUGGCUUUUAUGGUCAGGUAUAGGUUACUUGUACUGCACUAUAUCUCAUAUUACAGAAUACAUUUUUAAAUGUAUUUUUCUUCUGUUUUUCAAACAGCUGUUGAUGGAGACUUUACAGCAUACGAAUGCCUUCUUAAUGGUCUGUCUCAUGUGAACUCGGAUUGCUGAGUUAGAGGUGCGAUCAUGGAGAAUGGGGACACUGCGAUUCAUAUUCUAAGGCUGUGAUUGAAGGGAUUGUUUGUUUGAAUGAGAUUGUCUGUUAAGUUGAGAGAGGUCAUUUCAAGGUCAUACAGUUCAGCAGCAAUAUAAGCAGUAUUCUAAAUAUGCAUUGCUGAUAUGCACCAUUUUCUGCUGGAUUUAACUGCUUCAUGUGCCAUUUAUUUUAAUUUUCUAAAACCAAAAACGAAAGAUCAUUUUGUGCGUUUUAACUUCUUCGUUCCAGGCUUGGGGAAAUGCCUAACUCCUCACUGUAACUUCCCUUUCAGACACAAAUCUCAAGCAUUAAUGGCCUCUCUGAUUUAAUGUACAGGCUGAUUUCCAUUGGAGUCUUAAUUAGUGCUGAAAGGAUGAUUAGGGUCUUACCCACAUAAUUGAGUCCUUGGCUCACAUCCCACACUGGCAGUUCAGAUUAGAUAAAAUAUACUAUGGCUUGGCGAUUCAAGUUUUGUGUGUACAUAAAACAUUUAUCAGUUUGAAAAACAAUUGAGCAGUUCCGAUUUUAGCCACUAAUAGAGAUUUUUAAUCUGGCACUGAGAUAUCAGGUCUCAGUCUACGGGCUUGUGUUAGGGCCGGCAUUGAAAGUGACAGGCUUCAGGGAAAUUGAGCUGUUACCUUGAGCCCUCCCUGUCAGUCUGGAGCUGCCGCCCUUGUAAAAGCUCCCCCCCCCCCCACUGCAUUUGAGGCCCCCCACGUAGGAACCAUGCUCAUCCUCUACUGCCUUAUGAGCUCCUAGUCGUCAUUAUUUGUGCCUAAAGCGGACGUUUGCGUAAACCUCACGAGACCACAGCUUCAAGUGGAGCACAGCUUAGUUUUUGAGAAGCACACGUUCACCUCCGGCAGCUCUUGGCUCGUCGGGGGAGGAUGUUCUUUUCGGGGACCAUGAAGGUCUUCCAUCAUUCUUAGAGAAUACAUGUUAGAUAUCUGUAUGAUUGUGUAUAGUUUCUUAAAAUCUUACGGCUGCUUUUUUUUUAUUUUAUGACGAGCUGCUUAAGUAAUUGGUUGGUGUCACCUGGCGGUCAGAGCUGACGGGCAGUGGUCAAAUGCUGUUCCCAUGGGAACAGACCCCGUCUGGACAGUGGUGUGGAAACGUGCUCAGGUUCAUGUCCACGUUUUACUGUGGUUCACACAUUUUAUUCACGUCGUCCUUGACUGUCGUCCGCCGUUCUCGACACUGCAAACCGAAAUGCCUUCCGAUGACCAUUGCGUGGACGUUCAUGACAUUUUCUGGAGUUUAACCUGUCCUCUCCAUGGAAGAACUACUUUGUUACCUGGAUCCUAAACCCAUGACCUACGUUUUGGUAAACUCCUGAGUUAACACUAUCUGCAAUGAAAACAAUAUAGGCGAGGAUUCCUAGAAAAUAUUGAAAUACUCCUUGUUUAUUUUCAUGUGUAUCAUGUUGAAUGUAAUUAAAAUACUUCAAGCUUCUCCUA